This is a messenger RNA of Mobula hypostoma (lesser devil ray), 1680 nucleotides long. Its product is annotated as histone-lysine N-methyltransferase 2D-like. The record is from RefSeq and is a predicted model, not a curated record. Lineage: Eukaryota; Metazoa; Chordata; Chondrichthyes; Myliobatiformes; Myliobatidae. The transcript has a single exon. The coding region runs from base 1 to 1680 and encodes 559 amino acids.
AUGCCAGCCGCCACCCUCCCAGCAGAAACACCAGCUGCCACUCUUCCCACAGAAAUACCAGCCACCACCCUCCCAGCAGAAAUACCAGCCGCCACUCUCCCAGCAGAGAUACCAAGCACCACUCUCCCCGCAGAAAUACCAGCCAUCACCCUCCCAGCAGAAACACCAGCCGCCACUCUUCCCACAGAAAUACCAGCCGCCACUCUCCCAGCAGAGAUACCAAGCACCACUCUCCCCGCAGAAAUACCAGCUGCCACCCUCCCAGCAGAAACACCAGCCGCCACUCUUCCCACAGAAAUACCAGCCACCAUCCUCCCAGCAGAAAUACCAGCCGCCACUCUCCCAGCAGAGAUACCAAGCACCAAUCUCCCAGCAGAGAUCCCAGCCACCACCCUCCCAGCAGAGAUCCCAGCCACCACACUCCCAGCAGAGAUCCCAGCCACCACCCUCCCAGCAGAGAUCCCAGCCACCACCCUCCCAGCAGAGAUCCCAGCCACCACUCUCCCAGCAGAGAUCCCAGCCACCACCCUCCCAGCAGAAAUACAGCCGCCACUCUCCCAGCAGAGAUCCCAGCCACCACUCUCCCAGCAGAAAUACCAGCCACCACUCUCCCAGCAGAGAUCCCAGCCACCCUCCCAGCAGAAAUACCAGCUGUCACCCUCCCAGCAGAAAUACAGCCGCCACUCUCCCAGCAGAGAUCCCAGCCACCACUCUCCCAGCAGAAAUACCAGCCACCACUCUCCCAGCAGAAAUACCAGCCACCACUCUCCCAGCAGAGAUCCCAGCCACCACUCUCCCAGCAGAAAUACCAGCCACCACUCUCCCAGCAGAGAUCCCAGCCACCACUCUCCCAGCAGAGAUCCCAGCCACCACUCUCCCAGCAGAGAUACCAAGCACCACUCUCCCAGCAGAAAUACAGAUACCACUCUCCCAGCAGAGAUCCCAGCCACCACUCUCCCAGCAGAGAUCCCAGCCACCACUCUCCCAGCUGAAAUACAAAUACCACUCUCCCAGCAGAGAUCCCAGCCACCACUCUCCCAGCAGAGAUCCCAGCCACCACUCUCCCAGCAGAGAUACAAAGCACCGCUCUCCCAGCAGAAAUACAGAUACCACUCUCCCAGCAGAGAUACCAAGCACCACUCUCCCAGCAGAAAUACAGAUACCACUCUCCCAGCAGAGAUCCCAGCCACCACUCUCCCAGCAGAGAUACCAAGCACAACUCUCCCAGCAGAGAUCCCAGCCACCACUCUCCCAGCAGAAAUACAAAUACCACUCUCCCAGCAGAGAUCCCAGCCACCACUCUCCCAGCAGAGAUCCCAGCCACCACUCUCCCAGCAGAGAUCCCAGCCACCACUCUUCCAGCAGAGAUCCCAGCUGCCACCCUCCCAGCAGAAAUACAAACACCACUCUCCCAGCAGAGAUCCCAGCCACCACUCUCCCGAGAGAGAUCCCAGCCACCACUCUCCCAGCAGAGAUCCCAGCCACCACUCUCCCAGCAGAGAUCCCAGGCACCACUCUCCCAGCAGAGAUCCCAACCACUCUCCCAGCAGAGAUCCCAGCCACCACUCUCCCAGCAGAGAUCCCAGCCACCACUCUCCCAGCAGAGAUCCCAGCCGCCACUCUCCCAGCAGAAAUACCAAACACAGUAGCACCCACAUCGACAACGAGGAAAUGCUUUGA